This is a messenger RNA of Aureobasidium melanogenum CBS 110374, 1233 nucleotides long. RefSeq lists its product as uncharacterized. The coding region runs from base 1 to 1233 and encodes 410 amino acids. Gene Ontology annotation, molecular function: proteasome binding. The record is from RefSeq and is a predicted model, not a curated record. Lineage: Eukaryota; Fungi; Ascomycota; Dothideomycetes; Dothideales; Saccotheciaceae. The transcript is spliced from 2 exons. Gene Ontology annotation, biological process: proteasome assembly.
AUGCCGCCCAUAGCUGGCUACUGGCAUAGCCUCUUAACGAGGCAUGUCAAGACAUGGAAAGCUGCCGCCAAACAGGUUCAGAAAAUCGUACAGAGCAAAGCAGCCCAGUCGGCAACCUCCAAAGUUGAGCCCGUCCUGGUCCGCAGCUCUGCACGACAGCCACUUCACCCCGCUGCUCGCAUCAGACAGCACCAGAGCCGUUGGUUCAGUAGCUCUUCACGCUCUGCUUUCAAGGAUACCGUCCGUCGCUUCACCUCAAUUGCCGAGCAAUCGUCAGGACAUCAGUACAAGCGUAGCGCUCUGCCCAAGUCUACCGUCGGCAAUGCCGUCAUCCGUCACUCUGGCCGCGCUCCUUUCGCCUCGACUUUGAGACCCAACCUUACUGGAGGUACUCUGGGACGCACAUCUGGAGGAUACUCACUUGGAGGAGGUCGCAUCGGAGGUCAGAGAUACUUCUCCCAUGGUCCUGCUAGCCAAGCACAAGUUGUUCAGAACGUUUCUCAGGCUGUCCGUGCCUUCUUUGUAUCUGGAAACAAGGCCCAAUUCAAUGGUGUCAACCCCCGUGGAGAGAAGUCAUACAAGACUGUUACUGCCACCCAGGAAGACACUGCUAUGAAGUUGCGUUCGUUGCCUAAGCAGACCCCUGGCUCUUACAUCUCUUUCCCCAUCAACCCUACCAUCACUGCAUUGACCUCCUUGAAUGCUGUCGCCGGCUACGCCGAUGCUGAGCACGUAAACACUGAUGGUCUCCUCGAUGGCCUCACCGUCGACUUCUCCCGCUCGCUCAAGGACCUGACCGCUGUCCUCAGCGAUCUUAGCAAGCUCUCGAAUCUGGGUGAUCUGCCUAUCACAUAUCAAGGUUCAUCGCUGCGCAUCCAUUUCCCUGGCUGCGAUGCCGAUACUGUCAACAGAUUACGUGACGAGCUUCAGAUUCAACGAGGUGUCACAGUUCAGGACGAGGACUUUGACGACUUUGUCGGUUCGGAGAUUGCUCUGUUGUUCCCUUUCGCUCCAAGCACACAGGAGUCUGAGAGCGGCAGCGAGUUCUAUGAAUCACCAUCUGCAAGUCGUAAAGCAGACUUUGAAUUUGACAGUCCGGCCAUGGUCUCGGACUACGAGUCGUUGCAUUACUCUAGCUCUGGCGAACGCGAAGAUGCUCAAAGUCCUCUCGAAUACCAAAACUUCGAAGGGAUUUACAGAUUCAUUGAGCAGUGCGACUCGCACAGACGCUGA